Trichomonas vaginalis G3 is the source of this 1395-nucleotide messenger RNA. RefSeq lists its product as uncharacterized. The transcript has a single exon. The record is from RefSeq and is a predicted model, not a curated record. Lineage: Eukaryota; Parabasalia; Trichomonadida; Trichomonadidae. Bases 1 to 1395 code for a protein of 464 amino acids.
AUGAGUGUGCCGGAUAACCUUCUCAACGUCACUGGGAUCCGGCCUGUCAGCCGGAAAACACUCAGAAAGGCGUCCAAAGUAUUGCAACGUGAAGAUUAUGAUGCUACUUUGCCAACAACUCAAGAAGCCAGAGAUAUUGUAAAAACAAUGAGAACAGAAAUCGAAGCAAAGGAAGCACAGUUAAAUAAACUCAGAGAAAUGUUAGCCAGAUCAGAUGAAACAGAUAUUACUCAAGCCCAAGCUGAAUUAAAUCGACUUCAGGCCGCAUUUGCAAAAGUUGCACAAGAAUGCGAAAAUAAAUUGAGACCUGUUCAGGAUUCAUACAAUAAAGAACUUUCAAUUUUAGAAGGAAAGAAACAAUUUUGCAAUUCUUACGGUGAUUCUGCUAACGAACGUAAGACUUAUUUAGAAAAGCUCAAACAAAAGACUGGUACAACAGUUUUCAAUCUUACAGAUCCAAAAGUUACAGUUGUAACAGAAAAACCUCUUUUACCACCAAUUAAUACUUUAACUCAACUACAAACAGAUGUUGGUGUUCUUAAGCGCACACUUACAUUAGAGAAAUACUCCCAUGGCGAAAUGUCAAAACUCAAUGAGGCUCUCAAAAGAUUAUUAAAAGCAGCCCAAGAAGAAGAGAAAAUGGCUAACAUGAACUACAACUCAGCUAAACAGGAUAUUGAUGUGAGAUUAAAAGCUCCUAAAACACAAUUAAUCGAUGAUGAAUGGAUUGAUGCUAAAAAACAACUUGAUCUUAAUCAGUUCUUAUUAAAUGAAGCUAACACAGCAUUAUCUCGCAUCAACGAUGAAGCCAAGAAGAUUGAAGUUCAAAACAGACAAAUUGUAGAAGAUUCUAGAAAACUUCGUGAAGAAUUAAUCAUAUUAAACAGAUAUAUGCCGAAUUCAGAUGGAAAUGGAUCCGGAAAUAGAGCAGAACUUACAAAAGAUCAAAUUGAUAUUGAUGCAGAUAAAGCAAGAAUAGAGGCUUUGAAUGCCAAAAUAAAGACACAAAAAGGUCGUCUAAAACCACUUAAGAAUAAGCUUGAAGAACUUCCUCCAAAGAUCCAAAGCGAGCAAAAGAAGCUUGAAUCUCUUCAAGCCAAAAAUCAACAAGUAGAACAAGACUUAGCAACAAUACAGACCAAGAGGUCAGAACUAAUGUCUGAGAAGAUGUUUGGAGAAGACCAAUACACAACAAUGCUAGAAAGAGUUGACGAACAAUCAAAGAGACUUGCAGAAAUUACAAAACGUACUGAAAUUGCAGAGGAGACACUGAGAAAGCAGAUGAUUAUCAUGAAACUUAAUGAUGAAAUGAAUAACUUGAAGACAAUGGACUUCAACAGAUUUACAAGUGUUGUUUCGAACUUGUUGACAAUCCAAAAAGAAAUCGAAGAGUAA